Molecule: messenger RNA, 462 nt
Organism: Colletotrichum orchidophilum
Lineage: Eukaryota; Fungi; Ascomycota; Sordariomycetes; Glomerellales; Glomerellaceae
Exons: 1
Coding region: 1-462 (153 amino acids)
Source: RefSeq, a predicted model, not a curated record
AUGGCAAGACACCCCGUCCCAACAGCGAACUGCGCCAGACCAACUGUUCAGAACGCGAGCUCCGUACAGUCACACCCCUCCCGUCCGGCCCAUCACUUGCCAUUCUUGUCACCGUGCCCGGUGCCCGGCGCCGACAGCCACCAGCCCGCGACGGCAUGGUUUGCCGCGCAGCCCAGGACGACCAUGGGCGCCAAGAUAACGCCAACGUUCUCCGCGACAAGCGACGCGUGGCGCCACUCGUGUCUUGUGUUCCCGAGGAUCGUGCAGAUCAGCGAUACAUCCAGGAGGAGCCAGACGAGGCAACGGAAACUUUCCAGCGGGUUGCUCGGCGACGCGGGUCGCGUAGAAGAGGUUUCAGGAGAGGUUCAGGGCGAGAGCGAGGAGGGGCAUGCCUCAGGACUUUGUGGCGUGGGAGCGGAUGAACAUGAGGGCAUAGCACAUGUCGCAGAAGACGGCGCCUGA